CCGCAACCACUACUCAAUGCUUUAGUUAUGAUGAUUUAGUUGUCGACACUCCUUCUCCCUCGGUCUCCCUGGCAGAUUCGCUUUGUAGACGCUUUUAUACGCCCAAGCCUGCCGGCGUCUCGGAUUAUUGUUGUCGAGGAUAUUGACCGUCUUAGUUACACAAGCUCAGCUCAACGUUGCUGAUUUUGGUGCCAUCCCACGCCAGCCCGUUGUGCAGCCAGCCAUCACUGGCUUCAUAGUUCUACCCCUUCAUUCACGAUGUCGGGAAAUUACGAUUAUCCUCCUGCCUCGGACCGUCAAUAUCAUCGCAAUACAAACCCCGAAAGGUCGCAGUCCGGUCGGCAGUCCCAACUACAAAACCUACGAAAUCUACUUUCAGAACGGGCUCGUCGGCGGUCAGGCUCUAUUACCACAGCCCGUGCGUUGGAAACGCUAAAUCAGGAAAUCGAGCAGUUGCGACCCAGCCGGGUUCGACAUAGAUCCGCCUAUGAAGAGGGUCAGACCGAUGCUAAUACAGAACAAGAUCGUCAGCAGGGAAGUUCAUCAACAAGGAAUGCCGAUCAUAUUCGACGCCGAGUUUUGUAUCGUGAGCGAGAAAGGACCUCUAAUGCCAGCCCAUCAUCUGAAAGAGUGGAACAGGCGAUAGACUCGUUGAACAACCAACUGAGACUGCGAUGGUUAACGCCAGGCGAGGCUUUAUCUCGUAUUAGGGAGAGUCGGGCUAACCGGCCCAACAAUGAGAGCUCUGAUGAUUUUCCUCCAUUUCGUCUGCCUCCGGAAUUAGAACAAGCCGUUGCUAUAUCGAGAGCAAGGGAAAGUCGUACAAAUCGGAACAAUAAUUCGGAUUCUAGCGAGUUUUCCCUGCUUUCCUCGCCUCAUGGACUAGAAGAAGCCGCUACCAGAUUUGUCAAUGAACAUUUCCCCGGUUCAGAAUCUCCGCUCAGGUUAUUUAACCUUUCACCUUCACCCUAUCCUGAACCUCAUAACCCUCCUAGUUGGGAUGAUCCCCCACCCCGUUCAGAGUCCCCUGGCUCACUGGGAACUCGGUGGAGGGCGAAAAGGCGCAAGCUAGACUCAGACGAUCACCGUGAAGGGCUGAAAGGCUUUACCUAUGGCCAUUAUGGCCAGGUUGUUCCAGGGUUGUUGAAGAUGGAAAUCGAGAGCUGUGAUGGGGGAACAUAUUACGACGAGAACGGAGAUAGCUCGUGGCCGGGGAACGUCCUAUUGAAUGAUGCCUCGGUCUAUUGCACGAAAAAGAGUAACUGCAAUCUGAUAUUGAAGCACCGUGGUGAAACCCCCUUCUCUCUGAAAAAGAUCAUCAUUAAAGCACCAAAGAAAGGCUUUGACGCGGCGAUCCAAGAGGGUAUGGUAUUCGUUUCUAUGACCUCCGAGGAACUUUUGGAGCGAACUGCUCGAUAUCAAAUUCACUAUGAAUCUCUAAACAGAAGAUGCCAUCGACCUAGACGACAAUACAGCCAGCCUUCACAUGAGUACAUGAACGCAUAUCGAUCUCCCCUUCAAGUAAUCGAAAGGUCGGAUAGCUCUGUUGGCGAUUCCGGCGUACAAACCGAAUCUCAGGACCCCUUCGCUACUCCUGAGACUACAGAACCGCAGUUCAGAGUUACUACAGAGCAUGACGACAACUCAGAUGGUGGGCCAAAUGAUAAUCAAGAGAACGACGAAUUUCCGUCAGCAACCGAAAUAGAACUCAUGAAUUUUGGAGAGGAUGGCGAAUUAUUCUGCCCGGAAGAAGGAGACGAGAGCGAUGAUGAUGAGGCGUCCGUGUUCAAUCAGGAUCGUUUUGAGAUGCGCCGACGCUUUCGAGACCACCACAAUCAACAUGGCGCUGGCCGUACUCGCUUAGCUACGCCCAGUCGAAUUGUACCAACAGCAAGUUUCGGAGAAUUUACAUCUCAGGAGUCCGACGUCAUAAAACCCCAUGCACAAUUCUUCAUUAAGCGUGAGAACAGCAUGGUUAGCAUUAAAUUUGAUCCUCCGCCAUCCGGUCGCUUCAUUUUGAUAAAGCUGUUUAGUCCGCGUAGCGGAGGGAAUAUCGAUAUUGAAAGUAUAAUGGUUCACGGAUUCGCAGGAACUCGAUACUUUCCAUCGCUUGAAUUUCGAUAAGCCACCUAGCUAUUCUACUACCCAUAUAAAUGGCCAUUCAUCGCAAGACUCUAGACCCAAACUUAUACCAAAACUAUCCGUCAAAAUCGAUGUCUUAGAAGUAGAGGUAUCAGUUCGAGGUAAACACUACGACGGAAAUUUUCGAUACACUGGAUAUUCUUAGAGUCCUCUGAACCCUUUUCACUUUGUACUUCUAAAGACUGGUACAAUGUAUGAAAUUCCAUUGAACAUGUCGGGUUUUCAUAGGUGGUAUUUACUCUCUGUGAAAGUACCAAUCAAUCACUUAGAAAGCGUUAAUCUGUCAGGCAAGAAAUAAAGUCAACCAAACAAUUCUACAGUUCUACGAAGAUUAUAAUAAAGGAAGAGUCUCCAAA
Messenger RNA from Talaromyces proteolyticus, 2498 nucleotides. RefSeq lists its product as uncharacterized. NCBI's taxonomy places the organism in Eukaryota, Fungi, Ascomycota, Eurotiomycetes, Eurotiales, Trichocomaceae. The transcript has 4 exons. Bases 259 to 2124 code for a protein of 621 amino acids. The record is from RefSeq and is a predicted model, not a curated record.